AUGGACUUUGACGACGAACUCAUCACGAAACUGCACGCGCCGCAAACACGCACACCCACACCACCACUACCCACCAUACCAGCACCCACAACAUCAACACCCGACCCCACCACCACACCCUCCUUCCCACGCCCCGCCGCCACCCCCAAAGACGGCGAAAGCUACUACAUCAAACCCAUCCCCUCUGGUCUCCGCGGCACCACACUAGCAGAUCUAAUGACAGCCUGCCACACCCACACCCUCCACCACGGCUUCGACAAGUGGAGGCAGAUGAAGAAGGCUGAGGGGGUAGAGGGUGGAGAGCAGGGAGGUGGUGAAAACGAGGAAGAGAUGGAGGAUGUGGUGAGAGAUGAGGUGGGAGAUGAGGUGGAAGCGCAGGUGCAGACUCACACUCAGUCGAGUCAUCAACAUUUGCAGCAGCAGAUGCAACAGCCUCCUCCACAGAUGCAACAUCAACAACAACCUCAGCAUCGACAGCCACAACAACAACACCAGCAUUUAUUCGCUCCAGGAGUUCCUGCCUACUGGUCGGCAACAGCUGGACACGACUUCUGA
Molecule: messenger RNA, 555 nt
Organism: Aureobasidium vineae
Lineage: Eukaryota; Fungi; Ascomycota; Dothideomycetes; Dothideales; Saccotheciaceae
Source: the annotation of a GenBank genome assembly